AUGCUGUCUGCCACACCUGCUUACGCCCUUGCGCGAGCCACCUUCAAGCGUGCACAACGUGGUCUUUUCGGAGGAAAGCACAUUCAGUUUGGUAACAACAACCCUUUCUCCAAAACAAAAACUAGACGUAACUGGCUCCCAAACGUCCAAAACAAGAAGCUCUUUUCCGAAACUCUCGGAAAGUUCUUUGAGCUCAAGGUCACCACAUCCGUUCUCCGUACAAUUGAUAAGAAGGGCGGUUUGGAUAAAUACCUGUUGGAGACCAAAGAUAAGAACCUGUACAGUGAAAAGGCAGUCUCUAUGAAGACUGUUCUUCUCAAGUACCAAUCCCGCAUUACCCAAAAGGCUUCUCAACAAAAGGCACCUUUGGCCUAA
Phycomyces blakesleeanus NRRL 1555(-) is the source of this 375-nucleotide messenger RNA. RefSeq lists its product as hypothetical. The transcript is spliced from 2 exons. Bases 1 to 375 code for a protein of 124 amino acids. The record is from RefSeq and is a predicted model, not a curated record. NCBI's taxonomy places the organism in Eukaryota, Fungi, Mucoromycota, Mucoromycetes, Mucorales, Phycomycetaceae. Gene Ontology annotation, molecular function: structural constituent of ribosome. Gene Ontology annotation, cellular component: mitochondrial large ribosomal subunit.